AUGUCGAAUAAGUGUAAUGGCAUUCAGGUACUUUACAUAAAUUUUUAUUUAUUUUGAUUUUUAUAUUCACUUAGGUAUACCUGCAAAAAAUUAGUGUUUUUUGAGGAAGCCUUCUGUGUUUCAUGACCAAUUUAUGUUUAGCUUGUUUCUAAAAUCUUUCUUUUCAGAACGUCGAGAUCGACGAGCCGAUUCUUCGCGAUGAGCCGUCUAGAUUCACCUUGUUCCCUUUGAAAUACCAUGAUAUCUUUGCCUACUACAAGAAGGCCGUGAACUGCUUCUGGGUGCCUGAAGAAGUCAAACUGGACGAUGAUCUGGAUGACUGGGCAAAAAUGAGCGACGACGAGAGGUUCUUCAUUUCUCGUGUGUUGGCCUUUUUCGCUGCUUCAGAUGGAAUUGUCAACGAGAAUUUGAUUGAAAGGUUCAACGCUGAAGUUAAGCUUCCUGAAGCUAGAUGCUUUUACGGAUUUCAAAUCAUGAUGGAGAAUAUUCACUCUGAGAUGUAUUCGUUAUUGAUUGACACAUACAUUAGCGACGUUGUUGAAAAGUGGGUCUUGGUUUUAUAUUAUUUUUGAUGUUUUAGGUUGAAAAAAGGAAUUAUCUUAGAUAUUUUCUUGUCCUGUUACAUACCUAAAACUUUAAUUUCAGGAGCAAGAUGUUCAACGCAAUUCAGGAGUUCGAGUUCAUCAAGAAGAAGGCUGACUGGGCUUUGAGAUGGAUUGCCGAUGAGAAAUCUUCAUUUGGCACGAGGUUGGUGGCUUUCGCUGCAGUUGAAGGUAUUUUCUUCUCUGGCAGUUUUGCAUCGAUCUUCUGGCUGAAAUCUCGUGGACUUAUGCCUGGAUUAGCGCAGAGUAACGAACUAAUUUCAAGAGAUGAAGUAUGUGGUCUUAUUUUUGAUUUCCUUUAAUUUUAGGUAUAAAAAGCGAUUUUUGCCAUUUUUUAUGCAAGAGGUCGGCUUUACCUCAUAUUUUAUGGUUUUUCUUUUAGGGUCUUCACCGUGACUUUGCUUGUGUUCUAUUCAAGCACUUGAACAACAAGCCAAACAAGGAACAAGUCUACGAUAUUAUCAAAGAAGCUGUAGUGAUCGAAAAGGAGUUCCUGGUAGACGCUUUGCCAUGCAAAAUGAUUGGAAUGAAUGCUGAUAGAAUGUGUGAGUACAUUGAGUAUGUAGCCGAUCAUCUGCUGGAAGAACUCGACUUGGCUCCAAUCUACAAGUCCAAGAAUCCGUUCCCCUUCAUGUCUAACAUCUCACUGGAAGGAAAGACCAACUUUUUCGAACGCAGAGUUACCGAGUACAAGAAGGUCGACAACUCAGCCAAGGAUGAAGCUAUGCACGACUUUACCAUGGAUGCUGACAUCUAA
Molecule: messenger RNA, 1359 nt
Organism: Bursaphelenchus okinawaensis
Lineage: Eukaryota; Metazoa; Nematoda; Chromadorea; Rhabditida; Aphelenchoididae
Source: the annotation of a GenBank genome assembly